Messenger RNA from Melozone crissalis (California towhee), 2887 nucleotides. RefSeq names its product MAP7 domain containing 2 (gene MAP7D2). The transcript has 17 exons. Gene Ontology annotation, biological process: microtubule cytoskeleton organization. NCBI's taxonomy places the organism in Eukaryota, Metazoa, Chordata, Aves, Passeriformes, Passerellidae. Bases 43 to 2136 code for a protein of 697 amino acids. The record is from RefSeq and is a predicted model, not a curated record. Gene Ontology annotation, cellular component: microtubule cytoskeleton.
AGCCGGCCCCGGCGGGACGCGGUGGCGGCACCGGCGGGGAAGAUGGCGGAGCCGGGGGCUGCGCGGAGCCACCCGCGGGCCACAGCUAUUGAUGGAUUUCUAAAAACUGAUGAAAGACAAAGACUGGCAAAGGAAAGAAGAGAGGAAAGGGAGAAAUACCUUGCUGCUAGGGAGCAGCAGAUACUGGAGAAGGAGAGAAGAGCAAAACUUCAGUAUGAGAAGCAAAUGGAGGAGCGAUGGAGAAGGCUGGAGGAGCAGAGGCAGAGAGAGGAGCAGAAGAGAGCAGCUGUUGAAGAAAAGCGGAGACAAAAGCUUAAAGAGGAGGAGGAGCGUUUAGAAGCCAUGAUGCGCCGGUCCCUCGAACGCAGCCAGCAGCUGGAACAGAAGCAGAAGCGAUGGUCGUGGGGAGGAGCACUGGCUGCAGGCUCAGGAGGCAGAGAUGGUGAAUCAGAAAAUACCCCACCCCCUGUUCUAGGUUUAGCUGCCAACACCCUUCCUCCAGACCCUGUGACCUCUACUGCUCCUGCUGAUUCCUUCAAUGCAUGUGACAAACUUUCAGCUUCUACAAUGAAUCUGCCAAAGCAAAUGGAGUCGCCGAUCAGUAAACGCCUCUCGUCCUCCACGGCGGCCAUAACGCACUCCCCCGACAGAGCACCAGCUAGUCCUCUUAAAUCUCCCUACAAGCCUUCCCCCACCCGAAGCACCGACAGGAAGAAGGCAACUUCACCCUCCACUGCCAAUGCCAUGAAAGGGGCACCUGCAGCUGAAGUUACUCAGACUGAGAAGAUAAAGAAGGAGAAGCGACCUGCAACACCUGGUUCCUCAUCUGGUAUGGGAUCUCCUCUGAGAAGGUCUGAUUCUCCUGCUGCUAUAUCCAGAAGAUCUGCAUCACCUGCAACACCUAAGACAGUUGCAAAGACUUAUCCUCAGUCUCCUAAAAACACCAAACAAUAUCCAGCUUCUCCUGUGAAGCAUCGUGCCACUUCCAACAGCAGCCAGGAAACACCUAAAAAGAAAGCAGACAAGGAGAAAGAGAAUGUCAGUCACCUGAAGUCCCCAGGAGCACGCACUGAUGACGUGGCUCCUGAGAAGCACGUGCCUUCUGCUGGAAAGGCUGAGAACACUGAAGGGAAGAUCACAGCAGGAACAAGUGAUGCAGAAGAAGCUGCAAAAAUUCUAGCUGAGAAAAGACGACAGGCCCGCCUGCAGAAAGAACAAGAGGAAAGGGAGAAACAGGAAAGAGAAGAACGAGAAAGGCUUGAAAGUGAAGAGCAGAAAAGAAAGGCAGAAGAAGAAAGACUUCGUCUGGAAGAAGAAGCUCGUAAGAAGGAGGAGGAAAGAAAACGUGAAGAAGAGGCAGCUAGAAAAAAGGCAGAGGAGGAAGCCAGGAGAAGAGCUGAGGAAGAACAAAUGCUAAAGGAAAAGCAAGAAAAAGAGCUCCAAGCCAAACUUGAGAAACAGAGGGAAGAAGCAGAAAUCAAAGCCCGUGAGGCAGCUGAACAGCUUCGUCUUGAAAGGGAACAAAUCAUGCAGCAAAUUGAGCAAGAAAGGCUGGAGCGGAAGAAGAGAAUAGAUGAAAUUAUGAAGAGAACAAGGAAGAGUGAAACCCCAGAAAUAAAGAAGGAAGAGCCAAAACUGGAGAUCCCAUCAACUUUGAAUGUGGAAAAGCAACCAAAGGCCCUUGUUCUCAACCAGCCAGAGAUCAAUGGAUUGGCGACCUGCCUGAAAAAUAAAAGCUUAGAAAGUGCUGCUUCUGUAAUCCCUUCCCAAGAUGUGGUUGCUAAUGGACUGAAGUCAGUUUCAGGACUUAUUCAGCUGGAAGCUGUUGAUGGGAAAUCUAACAGCAUGGAAGAUUCAACAGAUGAGGUUCAGUCCAUGGAUGUGAGCCCGGUUUCAAAAGAAGAACUUAUCUCUAUCCCUGAAUAUUCACCCAUGAAUGAACUCAUGCCAGGUGUUUCUUUGGACCAAAAUGGGACAAGUAAUGCCAAGGCUCUUGAAGACCUCUUGGAUUUCACAGGCCAAGCUACCUACUCCAAGAUGUCCAGUGAUACCCUUAGCCUAGAUGACUGUAACAAAAACUUGAUUGAGGGAUUUAACAGCCCAGGACAAGAAAAUACACUUAAUUCUAUCUGUUGACAGCCCUGCUUUUCAGCAGAACUGAUACAGAGAUAACAUUUUCUGGAGGAUAUAUAUCCCUGUGAUGCUACUGGCAGUAAAAUAUGAGCUUGUCACUUGAAAAAGCUUCUGCAGUCCUUGAACACUGGAUUUCAAAUAAUCAGAGCUGAAUAUAACUUGUCUUCCCAGGGAGUAUGUUGAGUAACUGGCUGCUUUUGGUAGAAACCAAUGAUCUAGAGCCUUGAUGUUUCAGGGGAGACAGUGUGCAUUAGAAUUUGAGCUUUAGCUGCUAAUAAAGCACUUAUAUCUUCUUUAAUUUAAAAUUCAUCUCAACACUUCACUGUGAUUUUUACCUGUGCAUUUUAUUUUUAAAUAAUUCUUUCCUAAGCUUGAUCAUGUCCUUCAUCUAUUUCCAUUUAGACAUCUUUUUCCUGUAAAUAAUGAUGGGGUUUGCCCACAGUGCAUUGAAACAAAAUAAUAUACUGUACUUUAGUUUUGUGCCUAUCUUUUUUUGUCUUUAAAAGGAGUUAAUGGCAACUUUUAUGAGGUGUGUAAUUCAAAACUGUAGCUGAAGAGGCUUGAAAAACAUAUAGCUGCUGGAAUCAAAAGAGCCUUCUUAUUGACUGUGGAGUAUGGGAGCUAUCCCUUUAUGAUUAUGUUGACACUUUUAGUCACUAGUGGCACUUACCAGUUAAUAUUAAUUAGUCUGGGAGCAACUAUCAACUGUGUUUGAAAUCAUAUUUGUGUAGCACUUGUAAGCAAAGUAUGCCAA